Molecule: messenger RNA, 5658 nt
Organism: Manacus vitellinus (golden-collared manakin)
Lineage: Eukaryota; Metazoa; Chordata; Aves; Passeriformes; Pipridae
Gene: CDK6
Product: cyclin dependent kinase 6
Exons: 7
Coding region: 286-1266 (326 amino acids)
Biological process (GO): signal transduction; regulation of G2/M transition of mitotic cell cycle; cell dedifferentiation
Cellular component (GO): nucleus; cytoplasm; cyclin-dependent protein kinase holoenzyme complex
Molecular function (GO): cyclin binding; cyclin-dependent protein serine/threonine kinase activity; ATP binding
Source: RefSeq, a predicted model, not a curated record
CUUCUCUUGCUUGGUUUGUCCUUCCAGAUCUAAUUGGCUUUACACAGGCAAUGCUCCUGAAGACUGUAUGAUAAUUCCUGGUGGCUGAAAGAGGAGGCACAUUGGAGCCUGUACAGAAAAGGAACAAGAACAAGAGGGCAAGAGCUUCCUACUGCCCCUCUGGCAGAGGUACGAAGUGCGUGGCCUAUCUGCAACGCAAGCAAAGGACUAGUUUUCAGAAAGUAAGCAAGACUGAGAGCCACCUCAAGGCACUUGGAACUCGAGAGGAAGAGGAGUGGUGCCAGCAUGGAUAAGGACAGCACAAACCUGGCUGACCAGCAGUAUGAAUAUGUGGCCGAGAUUGGGGAAGGGGCCUACGGAAAGGUGUUCAAAGCCCGAGACUUGAAGAACGGAGGUCGCUUUGUUGCGUUGAAGCGGGUACGGGUGCAGACCAGUGAGGAGGGAAUGCCACUGUCUACCAUCCGAGAGGUGGCGGUUUUGAGGCACCUGGAGACGUUCGAACACCCCAACGUGGUCAGAUUGUUUGAUGUGUGCACUGUGUCACGAACAGACAGAGAGACCAAGUUAACAUUAGUGUUUGAACAUGUGGAUCAAGACUUGACUACUUACUUGGAUAAAGUUCCAGAGCCUGGAGUGCCUACUGAAACUAUAAAGGAUAUGAUGCUUCAGCUGUUUCGGGGACUGGAUUUUCUGCAUUCUCAUCGUGUGGUGCAUCGGGACCUGAAACCUCAAAAUAUCCUUGUAACCAGCAAUGGGCAGAUAAAGUUAGCUGACUUUGGCCUUGCAAGAAUCUACAGUUUUCAAAUGGCUCUUACCUCAGUGGUUGUUACUUUGUGGUAUAGAGCUCCUGAAGUCUUGCUUCAGUCCAGUUAUGCAACGGCAGUUGAUCUUUGGAGUGUUGGCUGCAUAUUUGCAGAAAUGUUCCGUCGAAAACCACUCUUCCGUGGAAAUUCAGAUGUUGAUCAGCUAGGAAAAAUCUUUGAUGUAAUUGGACUCCCAGAAGAAGAGGACUGGCCUAAUGAUGUUGCCCUUCCAAGAAAUGCUUUUACUUCCAGACCUGCACAACCUAUUGAAAAAUUUGUACCAGAUAUUGAUGAACUAGGCAAAGACUUGCUUCUUAAAUGCUUAGCAUUCAAUCCAACCAAGAGAAUAUCUGCCUGUGUUGCCCUCUCUCACCCGUAUUUCCAUGAUCUGGAGAAAUUCAAGGAGAAUCUGGACUGUCACAUGUCAUCCAGCCAAAACUCCAGUGAGGUGAAUGCAUCAUAAGUGCUGACUGAAGAUGAACCAUAAAUGAACAAGACAUGUAGCUGACAAGGCCACUGUCCCAUACAAACCACAUAGCUGUUCUAGCGAAGAUCAUUAUUUGGAGGUUUUAUGCACUUAUCUUUUAUUUUGGGAUUGUGAUGUGCUUAUCCAUGGAAAUCAAUCUAGUUUACCUUUAUCAGAGCAAUGCAAGGGCCAGGGCUUUGGCCUGCUCCCAUUGUAGCUUUAUGUUUGUUUUGUUUUUGUCUUGUUUAUCUACCUGGGAAAACUCCAGACGAAGAGAAGCUGCUGACUGGUUUUGCCGCCGUUUUAUUCUUCUAAUAUUGAAUGCUGCCAGUGUGGAGUUUGAUGAUCAAGUCACUGCCAAAACAUGAUGCAAUCUCUCUCUCUCUCUAGCUGCUGAAGCAUGAUGUGGUACUUUUUUAUUAUUAUUUUUGAUCUCUUACAGUGAUACAGAAUGGCAUUGAAAUAUCAGAUCUCUGCAACCUGCAGUUAACUGAUACGUGUUAAUACAUCCAGCUACUGUUCAUUCAUAGCAUAUAUGCAGGUGCUUCCCCACUUGAAAACCUGGAUGAGUUAUUUUAUUGUUUCAUUGCUCUAUGAAUAUAACAGUGAUGAUGGUGAUCAUAAAAAAUGUACCAACUUUUAGGUUUUUUCAUGCACAAGCAAGUUAUUGUCUAGCUGUGUUUGUGUGCACAUUUCAAAAAACUGUCUUGUUCUUAAAAACUCCUUCAGUUUCCAAAUGGCUGGUUUGUGUUGAAAUGCAGGCACAUUCUAGCCCAUCAUCUAACCCAUCAUUUUCCCCUGGAAACAGCUGCAAGUAUAUUUUCCUUAUCUCAUUCGAAAUUUUUUGAUAUGCAGCUCAAAGACAUGAGCAGAGCCAAUGAAAAUCAAUACAGAUUUUCACCUUCAACCUGUUCUGAUUAGCAGCCAAAAAGGAAAAAAGAAAAAUAUUUCUGGUUCAGAAGCAGAGAAUCCUAUACCUGUAAUAAGCACAGAUAAGUAUUUGUGCUGCUGUAUGCUGUAUACUGCGCUGCCUUACCUGCAACACCCUCCCAUGCAUCACAAGUGCAUAACAUUACUGUCUCAAAAUCCCUCAGAUGUCACUUAUUAAACAGACUUGUUUUCUAUGCAGAAAUGUAUGACCUUCUCUCCUAAACCACCAUGUGGGUAUACUGGCACAUGCCUCUCCACUAGGGUUAAUGUGCUAUUAUUGAAUGUCAAAAUAACUAAGCAAUUCACAUCUUUAUAGCAGUUAUUUUAAAUAUUACAUGAGAAUUUUAUAUUUAGUAUUUUUACCUUAACUAAAAUAUAUUUUCAGUAUUCUGAAAGGAAACUUUUAUUUUUUUAAUACUGUACUGGGGAAAAUUAAAUAUUUUAAAUCCAUUAAAGCUGUUCCCUAGCAGUAAUUUAGUGCAUUUACCUGGAUAUGACUUGGGGGAAAAUAUUGGUCCAACAAGUAUAACUGAUGCUAAGUGAGGCAGCCAGCUUUGCUUACUCCUGUGACAGUCCCUUAGGCUUCUCUCUUCCUCAUUUCUAUUUGAUCUUGUCUAGGUAGUGAAGCAGCAUUAUAUCCUCAUCGACAGCAUGCUUGGCAGAAGCAGGUCCUUAGCAGUGAGUUGAGCAAUAUAAUUUUUCUAGUUGCGACAGAGGAACUUGUAGCCUUCUCCCUGGCAAGUCUCUCUUGUGAUAGACUGACUGAUGUGGCAAACUUCUCUGUUAACUCUGUUUCAGGUAUCUGCGCUGUCUGGGACAUGGUCCACUACCAGGAUCGUGAGUGGAUCUUACCUGUCUCUUGGAUAAAGCUUUUUGUUACUGUUAGACACAUAAGUAUGUGAUAUGGGGUUAUAUUAGGUCUGCUUUAGAGAAAACAGAUUUUAAAAGGACCACUUGCAUACUUGCAUGCAGUGGCCUGUGCUUUUCUUCAUGCCCAGAAUGAGCCUAUGCAAAACUUACCAGCAUGAACAGGCAAGUUGCAAAUUAGGCCUGGCAAGAGCAUGCACAAGGCAUCUGCACACAGAGAUAGCACAGAUGCAUAACACAAGAAUUUUGGAAGCUCUGUGAGCAGCCAGUUGAAAGCCAGGGAGUGGUCACAGCAGCUAACCCUCUAAUGCUGGCCUUCCCUUUGUCAUUCUCUCUGUUCCUACAUCCAAGGGGAACUGUAAACCCACUGUACUGGUGUUCUCCCAACUCCACUCCUCCGUGGGUCAAUGGACCCCAGCGUGACUGAUUUUUAGCAUUCAAAGAAAAGGAUGUGCCAGGAUGAAAUUUUUGCUAACAAUUUUUAAACACUAAUUAGAACAACAAACAGAGACAAAAUUCAGGAGACUCUUGCGACAGUAGCAAAUAGAAAAGUUUUCUACAGAGUUUAGCACUUUCAGAAACAUUCCACAUUUUACCUUGUGCUGAGUUGUCUAUCAUACAUACCUUAUCAGGGCAUUCAGCUGGUGUGGCUUCCCAGCAACUGUUCAGGGAACUCUCCCCAGAGCUCUCCACCGACUCAUAUGGGGUGAAAAUGUAGGGGAGAAGACAAUAUUUUCAAAUUAGGCUUAAAACUCUCAGAUAGAAAUGUACGUCUGUUCCAUGUAGGAAGAACUUGUUGUAUUAAGCUUAGCAAAGCAAAGGGUAGAAGAGAAUAUGAUUGCUGAAUGUAGAUACAUUAUUAGGGUAAAAAAAAAGGAGAGGAGAGAACACUUUAAGCCAAAGGUUAGUGUUGGCCCAAAAACUAAUGAAAAUGUGGAAAUCACAAGAAGUUAACUACUGGAGGAGUAUUUCCCAAGCAGUAGUAUCAGACAAAGAGCUCAGAGAGCAGCAGAGAAAAACGGAAGUUGGUUUAUGGAAUCAAAAGCAGAGCUUCUGCAACGUGGUGCUGUAUGUUGUCUAAUGUAGUAGGAUCAGGUUAUAAAUGAGGUAUUCAGGAGAACAGCUUGCAAAGGGCUACAUUAAUGGUCACAUUCUGGAACAUCCUUCCAGUGGAAAUGGAAGGAACAUAAACAAGAAAUCUAAGUUCUGUCUUGGCAGGGUUAGGGAAAAUAUUUCUCUAAUAGGGUCCUUAUGGUAGCGAGGGCCUGGAUUCAAAGGACCAAUAAUUUUUCAAAUUACCUCCUUUUCCAAAUCUCUAGGAAGAAAUUCCAUUUGACAUGCCAUAGGCUUACUCUUAUUCCAGUCUUCCCUGCCAAACUGUGGGGCUUCACUUACACUAGUAAAAUGAGAAAGCCUGUUCUCUGGCUGGGCAAAGCACUGUCAUUGGCUAAAAUCAUGCCAGGAGUCGUGUUUGUAAUUAAGCAGCACAGACAAUUGUGGGACUGUGCUCAAACCCAUGCCCUUGCUCUUCUUAUUUUACACUGGUAUAUCUCUAGUAUUUUAGUACCUUUACUCAUUACUGCUAUUAUGUGUAGGAUGUAGGAAUUGUAUAUGUGAAAAAGAAAGCGCUGUGAUGAAAACUCUUUGUACACCCUUUAAAUAAGAUUUCAGAGUGCAGUUCUUCUUAGUGAUAGCUAAGCCUGUAUGUGUUCUACAGGAGUGGUUCAACAGCAGCUAAAAAAUAGUGAAUAACAAAAGAUAUAUUAAAUAUAGCUCCUUGAGCACCCACAAGCAGACACUGUGCUCUUCUCAGCAGAGAACAGGGUGUUCUAAGUAAGGAAGGAGCAAUUUCUAUCUCCCACCAACCUUUUUUUUUUAAUCUGCAGAAAAAAAUCAACCAAAUAGCCAAGGGAAAAAAAAUCAUCAAAACCAGCUAGUUAAGUGCUAAUUGCUGCACCAUAGAAAUCCAUAUGGAGCAGCCCUUUUCUCUCUUCACCCUGUCCACACAGCCUUCCAGUUCUUUUCCUUCAACUUCCUUAUGGAAACAGGUUUCAGUUAUGCUCACAAGUGCUAUUUCCAACAAGGUUCUUCCAAAUUUUCAAUAGCUGCGCAGUGUCAAUGUCCCCUGUGUCAUCCCUAUUAUCAAGUGUUGCUUCUUCUAGUCCCGCAGCCUAGAACCAGUGAUUAGAAAAGAAUCUCUUUGUGCACCUCCUUGCUUAGCCUUAGUUUUGCAUACACCUGUGUUGCCUUCUGUGUGCCUAGUAAAAUUCUAAAAAUAGGGUUUGUGCAUAUUUCUGUGUAGGCUGUGCCCACACUCCAGGUUUUUUUCAGCCUAUUAGUCCACAUUGGUAAAUGUUUGAGUGUCUUUUCCUGUUGUUUCUGUCCUAAAACACAAAAAAAUGAGGAUGUCAUGUUUGCAAAGUAAUUGUUGGUUGUUUUGAUGAAUAAGAAGAAAAUAUUGUGCCAUGCUACUUUUCACAGGUUCACUCACUGUCUUUUGAGAAGUGUGUUUUAUAAUACAUGUUAUUCUCUCUGCUGUUAGGUAUUAGACCAACUUUAAUAUGGAAAAUAAAGAUAAAACGUUUGAUUCUG